Messenger RNA from Mesocestoides corti, 858 nucleotides. Lineage: Eukaryota; Metazoa; Platyhelminthes; Cestoda; Cyclophyllidea; Mesocestoididae. The record is from the annotation of a GenBank genome assembly.
AUGAAUCGUAACAGACGCCGUGGUGGCGUGAGCUCGGGUUUCGCCAGUCUCCGUGAUGGUGUUAAAAGGAGGCUUUUUGACCCUUUUGCUGUGCCAGUUGCUCCGGACCCUCGGGCUGUUAUUAAUAGACUGACUCCUAUCCUCUAUGCUCAGCCCUAUGUCCCCUCAAUGUUACAUUGGUCGGAUGUUACACAGCCUCCCAAGAAAGAUUUGACCGCAGAGGAAGUUUACCAGUUACGAUUGUUUGAAACGAGGGCUAUUGUUGAUUAUGCCUUUGAAAAUUCAACCGACGUCCGCAGCCUGGCGACCAGGUCCAAAGGGGUUUUGGUGGGAAAAUCAGAGUUACUUCCUUCUGCAAAAGUGCGGUCCUCCACUGUACACAUCCUAAUGAAAACCGAGGAAAUUUCAUUUUGGAGGGAUGGUGGCCUUCUUCAGUCCUUCUCGAAUCCAUUCGAAUGGUACCCAAGGGAAAUCGCUGGAUAUCUGUCCAAGAGUUCAUCUGGCGCGCCAAGUUCAUCAAAGCGCGUUAGAUUCGAUUGUCCUCCAGGAGGGGUCAGUGACGAAAUGGAAGAUGGGGCCGUCUUGGAUCGGACCAUAUUCGAAGUUGUCGACAAAAAUGACGACGACGACGUGUCAGUAGGGGGCGUGGGCGACCUGACUGAAGCCGAAAAUCAAGAAAACAGGGAUUCGGAGGACGAGCGGUGGAAUGGGGAACAGGUGGAAGAAGAAGCCGGAGACGAAAGCAACGACUACUGCGAAACUUAUUUUGACAACGGAGAAGAUGAUAUUGACGAUUUUAACGUGCAAAUGUACGAAGCAGGUGAUCAAGACGACGGCGGUGAAUACUAUGAUCUAUAA